Entamoeba nuttalli P19 is the source of this 3012-nucleotide messenger RNA. RefSeq names its product protein kinase, putative. Gene Ontology annotation, molecular function: protein serine/threonine kinase activity; ATP binding. Bases 1 to 3012 code for a protein of 1003 amino acids. The record is from RefSeq and is a predicted model, not a curated record. The transcript is spliced from 3 exons. Lineage: Eukaryota; Evosea; Mastigamoebida; Endamoebidae. Gene Ontology annotation, cellular component: cytoplasm. Gene Ontology annotation, biological process: regulation of MAPK cascade; intracellular signal transduction; protein phosphorylation.
AUGGAAGUUAAUGCCAUUGGACCAUAUGAUGAAUUUGGUUUUUUAGAAAGAAUAGGACAAGGUUCUUUUGGUCAAGUAUAUAAAGCGUUUCAUCAAAAUACAAGAACAAUUGUCGCUAUAAAACGAUUACCGAAAGAUGCAGAUUUUCAAGAUAUUAGAAGAGAAAUUGAUACACUCAAAGUCCUUCGAUCACCCUACAUUAUUCGAUAUUAUACAAGUGUAUUAAGACAAGAAGAGUUUUGGAUUGUUAUGGAAUAUUGUUGUUACGGGUCUGUUGCUGACAUGAUGGAUAUUCUUGGAGAAGAAUUAAAAGAAGAUGUUAUUGCACAAAUUUGUCAUGAUGCUCUUCAAGGAUUAAAAUAUCUUCAUGAAUUACAUAAAAUACAUAGAGACAUUAAACCAGCUAAUUUCUUAAUAACAAAAGAUGGGGAUGUUAAACUAGGGGAUUUUGGUAUUGCAACAACAUUAAAUGAUAAAACAAGACACCAUAAAACAUUAAUUGGAACUCCUCAUUUUUUAGCACCAGAAAUAGUUGAUGAAACGGGUUAUAAUGAAAAAGUAGAUAUUUGGGCAUUAGGAAUUUCUAUCAUUGAAAUGGCUGAGACAUAUCCUCCUUAUUAUGACAUGCCCCCUAUGAGAGUAUUAAUGCUCAUCGCUCAAAACCCCCCUCCUAAAUUAAAAAAUGAAAGUGAACAUAGUUAUAAUCUUCAAGAAUUUUUAAGUAAUUGUUUGGUUAAAACUCCACAAGUAAGACCAUCUGCAUAUACAUUACUUAAACAUGAUUUUAUUUCUAUGAGAAAUAAACAAAAUUUAAUGACUUUAUUAGAUCAUCUAAGUGAAAAGAUUCAAGAAAAUGGUGGGAUUGAAAAGACACUUGAACUUGUCAAAAAACAGGCUAAAGAUCCAACAUUCGCUGAUCCUAGUGUAGGUAAAAGAAGUAAUGAAGAACAACAAGAAAAUGGAAUAGGAGGUUUAGAAAAUAUGAUCGAUUCGAUUUUUCCUGAUUAUGACGUUCAUGAAAUUAGUACGUUAGAUUUUUCUAAUCAUCCUUCAAAUCAUGCAACAGAAGAAUUUGAUGUUCAAAAUAUUUACCCAAAUGUUAUUGGUACUGAUGAAAAUAGUCCUAUUGCUAAAUCUGAUAACACACAAAAAGAUUUUUCAAUGAGAUAUUCUCCUGUCCCGCUUUCUAUAAACCAUAGUUAUUUUGAUGGGUCUAAUGAAACAAUUGAUAAAACCCAAAAAGGUGAUAGUUUGUUCAAUACAACAAGUCCUUUACAUAAAGAGGAAGAUGGUCAUGAUCGUUCACCAAUAACUCCCAUUUAUAUUGAGAGCUAUAGUAUUAAUCAACCAUUUGUUCCAUUGAUAGUAGAUCCACAAAGAGAAAAUGGUAAAGCAAUUGAAAUAAAAUCAAAUGCAGACAUAUCACAUGAACUAAUAGAAAAUGCAGAUAAUGAAAUAUUUCGGUUGAAUGGAGAGUGGAGAGGUGUUACUGCUGGUGGUUGUCAUGUUUUCCCCAGUUGGAGAAAUAAUAUACAAAUUAGUAUUCAUGUGUUAUAUAAAACUACUAUUAGAAUUAGUUUAGAACAAAUAGCAGAAGAAGGAAAUUUAACUCAUAUUGCUUUAUAUGUAUUUACAGCAAAUGAAAUUGAAGACAAACAAAGAAUGUUAGAUAUAGUUGACGAUUGUGUUAUUGGAGAAGGAACUACAUUUUCUUUAAAAAGAAAGAUAGAACAAACAAUAGAUUUUGAUAAAGGGUGGUACAUUAUUUUUGGAUGUACAUAUCAACCAGCAAUUGAAAGAAGGUAUUUAAUGGAUAUCGAAUAUCCAGAUGGCUCUGCUCAAGUAAAAAUAUUAAACGAGUCAGAAACUGAUUGGAAAUUAUAUCAAAUCAAUAGUGAAUGGAAUAAUAAAAAUAAUGGUGGUAGAAUAAAAAGAAAUUCAUAUCAAUGGUGUGACAAUCCUAAAUUUAUUAUUUCAUCUACCCAUCCAACUUCAUUAUUUAUUUUGUUAGUUGCAUUAGGCAUUGACGAAGACACUGAUAUUGGAUUUGCUUUAUUUAAAACAAAAGAUGAUGAAACUCCAUUAGCUGUACUUACUCCUGGUAAUAUCAAAGAAGAAUCAGAAGAAAAUGACACUACAUCAUCUGCAUUAGUAGACAAUGUAAGUGGAACUUAUAUAUUAAUACCUUAUAUAAGAGGAAAUCAAUCUCGUACAAGUUUUAAGUUAAUGAUUUAUUCAAUGUCAGAUAUCUCUAUGAGUCAACAUAUACCAACUAAAACAUCUUGGAUAUCUGGUGAAUGGAAUGAACUUACAGCAGGUGGGUGUUUUAAUUCUGGUAAUUGGAGAAAAAACCAACAAUUUGUUCUUAGAGUUAAAGAAAAUACCAGAGUCAUUGCUGAAUUAGUUUAUGACAAAGGAAGUCCUGAAGAUAAAAUGAGUAUGGGAAUGACUAUGAUAAAAACUGAUUCUAACACAAAAAUUUUUGGAUUUGAAUAUCAACAGGUUGUCUUUAGUACCAACUUCACCAACGCAUCGUACAUGAGUAAGGCUGUUGAGUUAGUCCCAGGACAAUACGUUAUUAUUCCAAUGACAAUUUUACCAAACCUCUUUGGUAAGUUUACAAUUGUAAUUCAUGAAUUACUUCGAUCUACAUUUGAAAAUCCAUCUGUUGAAUUAUCUGAAAUAAACGAGGGGUUUAGUUGUUUCUUAUCAGGAAAAAAUGGUAAUUUAAAACAAACUCAUUUAUUUGCUAUGGAUAAAGGAGUAUUAUCAUUAUUCUUAACUCCUAUGAUAAAUGUUACGAAUAAUUCUCAAAAAAAAGUCACAGUCAUUGAUCAAAAUAAUGAUAGAAUACUUGCGACUUGUGAUGAAAAUGACUCAGAUAUUCAAACAAAAGUUAUUCUUGAAUCUCAAACUAAUGUCCUUAUUAGCAUUCAAUCAACCGAACCAUCUCAAUUAGAGCAAUUCUCUCUAUUACUAUUCUCUACUGGAGAGAUUCACCAAAUCGCUUAA